Rhizoctonia solani is the source of this 3312-nucleotide messenger RNA. RefSeq names its product carbohydrate esterase family 10 protein. The transcript is spliced from 18 exons. The record is from RefSeq and is a predicted model, not a curated record. Gene Ontology annotation, molecular function: hydrolase activity. Bases 1 to 3312 code for a protein of 1103 amino acids. Lineage: Eukaryota; Fungi; Basidiomycota; Agaricomycetes; Cantharellales; Ceratobasidiaceae.
AUGGAGGGCAAGAUGUCCCUCACCACUACGAUGGGAGUGAAGCUCGGUCCCUUAGUCCUCGGCACACUGCUCAAGCACUAUCUCGAACGACACAACGUAACCCGCGACUCGAAAGCACGUAACGAGCUCUUAUUCGACGAAGCCUUUAUUAUAGUCAAGGCCUUUAUGGAAGAGUCCACCAAACACACCGUCGAGGAACUGCAGCAGUUUUCGAACGCGCGGAUCCCGAGUCCGCCCUGGGUUCAUUGCGUGCGAGUCCUGAUUCCCCUCGAAUGCUGCGACGCUGCCGCCCCACUCUUGUUACAAGCGCUUGGGGGACCAGAGGCUGUGGGCGGGAGUAAAUGGUGGCAGGUCCGAGGCGUACGGGGCGUAGACGCCCAGUGGGUAGCUGUCAAACGAGACUGGCGAGACGCAGAAAAACGACGUAAACAAGAUCCGAUGUCCCCCGUUACAUCACCCACCAACCCGCCUUCGAGGUUCAACUCGAUGCGGUUUAGACGAACCAGUGUUCCCGAGUUGAGGCGGAGUCGGACCGCGGCCGGUACCAGCACCAGCGCCAAUGCCAAUGCCAACACUAAUACGGGUGCAAGUCGGGCCGGUCAAACAGAAGGCAACGGCGACGAAGAGAAAAAAGGGAAACGACCGUCGUCUGCGCACGGGCGGAGAAAAGACGAAGGGCUUGUCCCGCCCAAGAGACCUGCUACCAGCGGAGGGAGGACACCCAGCUACGGAAGCGGUGACCCCAAGUCGGCCUCGGCGCCCAAGUUUAGUGAUCCCACCCAGGGCGAGGAAGAAGCCCAUUAUGAACCCGAGAUGGACGAUAUGCGAUGUAUGCUGUACAUUCACGGAGGGGGAUAUUAUUUUGGAUCAGUCGACCAACAACGGUUCUGUGUCCAGCGGUACGCACGAAAAAUGGGCGGUCGAGUUUUUGCAGUAAACUACCGUCUCGCACCUCAAUAUCCGUUCCCAUGUGCCCUCCAGGACUGUCUAGCAGCCUAUCUGUACCUUAUUAGACCACCUCCGGGUGCAGAACACUUGCCCGUCCCUCCCAACAUGGUCAUUAUCGCAGGGGGGAUCCUCAUUUCCCCAUGGUGCGACUUGACGCAUAGUUUCCCGAGCGUCUUGGUCAAUAACGCAACGGACAUCAUCCCACCCUACGGUCUUUCCCUGCACAAGCCAUCCACACUCUGGCCACCCCCCUCGGACGAACUGACAGCCGAACUCCGGGGCCGAAUGACGCGCAAAGUCCGAGAAGUCGUCAAGCGCGGGAAAUCCAAACUCGGACUGGGCCCGACAACCAACGAUUCCGAAAUCGACUUGGCCAAGCUGGUGGUGGAGGGCAGUCGCAAGGCGGACGAGACCAAGCGCGCGGCGCACCACCACCACCAUCCUAAAUGGAGCUGGCGGAAAAAGGACAAGGGCGACCAGGGCGCCAAGGGUCAUUUGGAUGCUGAGGCUGGGUCUGGGUCUGGGGGGAAAGGAAAUGGGGAUGCUACGGGAGCGAGGGGGAAUUCGGUACUUGCUCCUCCGCCUGGCGCGACACUGACUCCGACGUUGAAAAAGCCCGAGUUGCCUGAUAUGACUGCCGAACCUGCGUCUGCGCUGCCGGAAGAAAUUCCGCUCCCUGUGUCGAGAGCCACGACGCCCGACCCACCUCACCGUGAAAAGGUGCCCAAGCGCCAACCGACCGUCGAUCCGUCCAAGGGUCCGAUCGAGAUCGAGAUUGAUGGACAGAUGAGGACGGUCAAGUCCCAGAUUCAAUUCUAUGCACACGACAAGGAGGUGUUGAGGGAUGAGAUUAUCUAUGUGCAAGUUUGGCUCGACUUUUCCGCGCACAAGGCGGCGAAUCCUGAAAAGUACCCUGUCAAACCCGAGACGAAAGAAUUCUUGCCCUCGUUGAAGGAUAUCGAGAGCAAGGGGUAUGAGCCCACCAAGGUGCAUUUACAGGUGUAUGAUGAAACGUGUCAUGUUUUGCCGUUGUUCUCGUUUACGACUCCGGCCAAAUACUGUUAUCGAGCUAUCGCCCUGUUCUGCAAGCAUGUUACAGGUCAAAACCUCGGUCAGGCUACACCUACCUUCCCACCUACACCUGUCAUACCCGAAGCCACGAUUGCCCGAUCCCCAGAACUGGAACCCACGUUCCUUGGAACUGAAUCAAAUAAACCCCCGAUCUCCCCUAUAUCCCCCAUCAGCCCACCAUCCAGCUCGGGCCGUCGACCGUCGAUCACUUCUCCCAUGUCUUUAUCAUUUUCGCCGUCUCUGCUUCGACGUCACACUACUCGACGGGGUGCUGCAUCCGCUGAUGCCCAGACGCCGUCCUCACCCCACAAGGCCACUUCUCCAAGGUCACCCGCUCGUGAGCCCUCGGACGAUAUUGCCGGACCGCGUUUCAAUCUCGACAAGAACGAGCCCCCAACCGGAGUUGGGACCGCUGGCGAUCCAUCAGUCUAUAAACUACAGGCGACGGGGACGUCCGGCUUCGAGUCUCCGUUCAAGAAUAACAUGAUUCGCGAACGUGUCUCCACCGCCGGCGUACUCCGUCCGCUCGAGCCCGAGAGCAAACUCGAUGCGUGCAAGGUCCCGCUAGAAGCUAUCGGUGUGAUCAAUGCCGCAGCUGUGAAACGGUACUUGGAAGGCCAAGCGUUGUGGGACGCCAAGUUUUCAGGCACUUUGAAGAGUAUUGCCAAAACACGCUUGAAGAACUUGGAGCUUGCGAGAAAAGAAGGGAGGAAGAGUAUGGGCGCAUUGGCGGGUGGACUUGCGAAUGGGACAUUGAAGGAUGGAGAAGGUGGAAAGGAAGAAGCGGACGGGAGUCCAUCGAGUAGCGUAACGUUCUUGGGGUCUUCCAAUUGGAGCAUGAGCUGGGCUCUGGAGGGUGAGAAUCCUCCGCCGAGUUCAAUUGUAAGCAGGAGAGAUACAGCAGAGGCGAGACAGCUGGCGAUUUGUGCGGAUCGAGAUUUGAGUAAUGAAGAGACCAAGAUGAGCGGGAAUAACUUGUGGAAUAUUGUCGUUGAUUUCUUGUCCCAGAAUCCAGACCGGAAUGCAAAGUCCUCGGACCCGUUGGCGGCAGAUCAGGACCUGUUGGCUGGUGAUAGUUCCCUCGGUAUUCAUGUCCAACCUCCAACCCCCUCGUCUCCCGUUCCUCCUCCCAUACCAACCACUCCACCAUCCAUAUCCAAGCGCAUGUCUUCAGGGUUCCUGAAGUUUAUGGGUAAAGAUCCCGUAUCCAAUACGACCUCGAAUGGUAGACGGCCCUUGUCAUUGGUGAUUGAUUCAUCUCGCAAUCCAGGACUUCCUGUCGUGGAGAAAUGA